Messenger RNA from Phoenix dactylifera (date palm), 1426 nucleotides. The record is from RefSeq and is a predicted model, not a curated record. Lineage: Eukaryota; Viridiplantae; Streptophyta; Magnoliopsida; Arecales; Arecaceae.
AUGUUUCCGUUCCCGCCCCCAACCCUGUUUCGUCAAUAAACGGUCAGAAGUGGAUUUGUGCAAACUUAGAAAGCCUAAGUAGUGAAAGACAGACUCAUCCAGUGUCCUUCACAAGUGCUCCCCAUCCUCCUCCCUUGUCUCUCUUUUUCUCUCCAUUCCAGAGCUAAGAGACUAGCUCUCUCAAAUGGAAGGAGGAGUCGGUCUCCCAUGGAGGAGUUGGGUCAGGGGUCGCAGAAUCGGAGAGGGCUCCUUUGGGGCUGUGUGCCUGGCCGUGGACAGGUCCAAUGCUCAAGUUUUCGCGGUAAAGUCUGUUAAUUUGAAUUCCUCCCCUCUUUCUUCCACCGAGGCUUUGGAAAAUGAGAUCCAAAUCCUCCGGUCCGUCAGCUCGCCUUACAUCGUCUCCUACCUCGGCGAUGACACCACCCAAGAAUCUCCUACUAACUUGUGGCGGAACCUGCACCUGGAGUACAUGCCCGGCGGGACCGUCGCAGACUUAGCAGCCAGGAAUGGAGCCAUCGCCGAGCUGGAAGUGCGGAGCUACACCAGAUGCAUAGCCCAUGCGCUGCACUACCUCCACUCCGUCGCCGGUGUCGUGCACUGCGACGUCAAGGGCCGUAAUGUGCUCGUAGGCCUAAGCCCCGGCGUCGCCAAGCUCGCCGAUUUCGGAUCAGCUACGAGGAUUUCCAGCAUAGAUGGCGAUAAGCAAUACACGCGGGGAACGCCGCUAUGGAUGGCGCCCGAGGUUGUCAGAGGCGAGCGGCCGACGACGGCAUCCGACAUCUGGUCCCUCGGGUGCACCGUCAUCGAAAUGCUCACCGGAGCGCAACCAUGGCGAAGUUCCGGCCCCGACGCUCUGUUCCGGGUUGGUUUCGGCGACGAGGUGCCUGAAUUCCCGGUCAGGUUAUCCAAGACAGGUCGGGAUUUCCUCGACAAGUGUUUGAGAAGGGAUUCGACCGAGAGAUGGACCGGCGAGCAAUUGCUGCAGCAUCCUUUCUUGGCCGACGAUGACUUGAACGCCACCGGGCCGUCGCCGAGGAGUGUGCUCGACCGGGUUAAGUUGGAAUCCUGUGACGACGAGGGAAAUUCUUCAGCCAAUUAUAUUCAUGGUAUGGAUUCUGAUGAGGUCAUGAACCGUGCGAGGGAGAGGGUGAGGGAAUUGGCUUUGGAUGGAACAGUGGUGAGCUGGGAGAGUGACGGGUGGGAGGCGGUUAGAUCGGCGGGCGAGCCCGGUCCGGUGGGGGGAGGGGAAGGGAUAUACCGGGAAUAUUUGGAUUGUUUCGGCGAGGAACCGGGGGAAUGGGGUGGGAGCGGCGGCGAGGCAAGUGCAGCUGUAACCGCCGGGUGGCUCCCCAUACAUGCGAAGGCAUUUGACACUCUUUCGCAUCGUAACGAUGAUAAUGAGAACUUGGAUGCAUCAUGCAUCUGA